AUGAAGCUUCACGUUCUUUCGCUACUCCCUUUGGUUUCAGUCACUAGCGCUAGCUGGACGAAGAACCUCAACUAUCGGUCGCCGUCAGAACAUCACCCAUCCCUGGGCAUAUCAAUCAAUCGUGUUGUGAAGAGGAACGAUCCACAGACUAGUUACGAUGCUUCGGCCUUGAAAUUCACCCAUGGAAUUGCAUCCGGUGAUCCGUAUCCCAACAGUGUCAUCCUAUGGACUCGAAUUGCGCCCACAAGCGAAACCUCGGAUUCAAACGUCACGAUUUCCGGUACCGCUCCUCUAUUUGAUCAUGACAAUGAUAAGUAUGUCGCAGUAUCAAAGUCACCUAUCUGCGUAGAAUACAAGGUUGCUUCGGACAAGAACCUCACACAGGUCCUCGUUACAGACAAAGUUUACACAAGCUCAGAUGUGGACUACACAGUCAAGGUUGAGGCAGGCAACUUGAAACCUUACACCACCUACUACUAUCAAUUCUCAGUGUGCGGGUCUGACAACAAGAGCCCAAUUGGGAGAACAAAGACAACCCCGAACGCUGACGACGAUGUCACCAAAAUCAGUCUUGCCAUCUACAGUUGCGCAAACUAUCCUUUCGGUUUCUUCAACGCAUAUGGCAACACCGCGCGGAAGGACUCAGUGGAUUACGUUGUACAUCUUGGAGAUUACAUAUACGAAUACAAAAACGGAGACUAUGGUUGGGGCCAAAGCAUAGAUCGUGUCCCUCUUCCUGAUAGAGAGCUUUUCACUCUCUAUGAUUAUCGCAAGAGAAUAGCCACAUAUCGUACGGAUCUCGACCUUCUCGCUAGCCAUCAGCAGUUCCCUUGGAUUCCUGUAUGGGACGACCAUGAGGUGGCUGAUAAUGUAUACCGCGACGGAAUGGCUGAACUCAACAACACAGAAUCAUCAUUCAUCAAAGACGGCGGCAUUUCAGUUGAUCAACGUAAAGCCGCAGCAGUAAGAGCAUACUUUGAAUGGAUGCCUAUCCGUCAAGUGGAAAUGGAUGACAACUUGCGUAUCUGGCGUUCAUUCUCGAUAGGCAAACUGGUUGAUCUUGUAAUGCUGGACACUCGCAACUACGACCGCUCAAUCACAGAUCUUUACUGGAACACCGACUACGUUCACGAUAUCUCAAACGAUGGCGGUCGCUCUUUGAUGGGUUCGCGCCAAGAGAACUGGUUCUACAACACCCUCACGAGCUCUAAGAAACGAGGCGCUACCUGGCGUGUCGUCGGCUCACAAAUUGUUUUCUCUCGCGUGAACCAGUCCGUGGCUCUUGGUGAAGAGAAUCCUCUCAACUACGAUGCCUGGGAUGGCUAUCUGGCGAACAAGAACCGCACGCUCAAUCACCUCUACAGCAAUAAUAUCAGCAACAAUAUCUUCCUUGCAGGCGACUCGCAUGCCUCCUGGGUCAGCGACUUAGUCUGGCUCGACGAAAAGAACUACAACAAAAGCACUGGGGCCGGAAGCAUUGGUGUCGAAUUCGCAGGCUCUGCAGUCACUUCGCCCUGUCCCUAUGGCGCCAACAUUUCCCUUGCCACGGCCAACAACUACUCUCAGUGGCUACAGACUGCCAACGACGAGCUUCAGUGGCAGGAUCUAUACUAUCGCGGAUACUACGAACUUCAUUUCACGCACGACGAUGUCCAAGCCAAUUAUUUUGGUUUGCCGACUGUUGUUUCGAGGAAUGGGUGGGAGAUCCCGAUUGCCAACUUCACUGUCGUAAGUGGGCAAAACAGAUUACAGAGACCUGUUGCUGGAGGAGUUGUGGAGAGUGGAAGUUUGAAGGGAGGAAAGGUUGUGGGAGGCAACGUCACGGUCGAUACGAAUAAUGGGACGUGGUUUGUAAGCCAUGAAGAUCUGGAAGUAUUGUAG
Dothidotthia symphoricarpi CBS 119687 is the source of this 1881-nucleotide messenger RNA. RefSeq lists its product as uncharacterized. The record is from RefSeq and is a predicted model, not a curated record. NCBI's taxonomy places the organism in Eukaryota, Fungi, Ascomycota, Dothideomycetes, Pleosporales, Dothidotthiaceae. The transcript has 3 exons. Bases 1 to 1881 code for a protein of 626 amino acids.